Molecule: messenger RNA, 747 nt
Organism: Durusdinium trenchii
Lineage: Eukaryota; Dinophyceae; Suessiales; Symbiodiniaceae
Source: the annotation of a GenBank genome assembly
AUGACAGAUUUUGCUAGAAUCAGCACUGUACAGCAGUGGUGUAAACAUUUUGCCUGCAUCCCUCAGGUUAUCAAAUCCUUCACAUUUUGGGCCGGCGGUCUUGCUGGUGUGGUGUCUGCUGCUGCCACCCACCAGCUGGACGUAGCAAAGACGCUGCGGCAUGUGGGCAAAUCAAUGCCCGAGAAGUUCUCGGAUUACUUUGUUGGAAUGGCCAUGGGCUCCUUUGCUCAAGGCUUCCGUUUUGCUGUCACCUUGAUUCUCAACAUGACUUUGCAGAUGCUUGGAAACGCCUGGACAAGUGGCAAAAAGAUGCAGAGAGAAGAGCCGGACGAUGCGACUUGGCAAGGCAUUACAGCUUGGUUUUCCAUCAGCAUGCUGGCAGCUGGGAUUGGCGAGUUCCUGGCCAAUCCUCCAGUUGUGAUUAAGAACUACCAGCCAGAGACCUACGUUGGCAUGGGUGUGCUGCGGAAAUCCCUUGCCAAUGGGGUCAGAGACUUGGAGAUCGGCCCCACCAAAGCCAUCCUUGGCGUUGCAUUUCCCCAGUUGCAGACGAACAAGGUGAUGCUGAGCUUUUGUGCUGGCAGCUUGACCGGAAGCUUCGCAGAAGUCAUCACCAAUCCACCGGACCAGGUGAAGACGAUGACGCAAGCGGGUGUGCCUUUCUUUGAAGCGGUCAGCCUGGCUAUGAGACACCCCUUCCGGGGUGCCGGUUUUGCCGGCUUGCGAAAGGCAGGGCUACCCGUUUAA